AUGCCUUACUAUAUACAAAGGCUCUAUAAUACCUGUAAGGCAUCAUUCUCACCUAAUGGCCCGGCAUCAGAAGAAGCACUUGAAAAAGUUCGCAAUAUGUUAGAGAAAAUGAAACCCUCUGAUGUAGGUCUUGAGCAAGAGGCACAAUUAGUACGCAAUUGGUCAGGACCUUUGCAAGAGCGUAAUGGGUUGCGUCCUACAUUGCCACCAAUCAAGUACCUCCACUUGCAUGAGUGUGACAGCUUCUCUAUUGGAAUCUUCUGCAUGCCACCGACUUCAAUCAUACCUCUUCACAAUCAUCCUGGAAUGACAGUGUUAAGCAAGCUUAUAUAUGGAACGAUGCAUGUGAAGUCGUAUGAUUGGCUUGAUUCAUCUGAGCCAGCUGACACGGCGCAAGCAAGGCCUGCCAAGCUUGUUAGAGACGAUGAGAUGAGUGCACCGUGUAAUUCAACAGUUCUUUAUCCUACCACGGGAGGCAACAUCCAUUGUUUCAGGGCUGUAACGCCAUGUGCCAUCUUCGAUGUUCUAUCUCCGCCUUACUCUUCAGAUCAUGGAAGGCACUGCACUUAUUUUCGGACGUCGCCAGUAAGGGAUCUACCUGGUGAAGUUGAAUUGGAUGGAGUGACAGUUUCAGACGUUACAUGGCUGGAAGAGUUCCAACCACCUGAUAACUUUGUGAUAAGGAGAGGUCUAUACAAAGGUCCGGUAAUUAGAACUUAA
Linum trigynum is the source of this 720-nucleotide messenger RNA. Lineage: Eukaryota; Viridiplantae; Streptophyta; Magnoliopsida; Malpighiales; Linaceae. The record is from the annotation of a GenBank genome assembly.